GAUGCUUUCAUAGCCAUGGGCAAAGAAUCGUUGACAUUGAAGAGCAUUCAGGUGGCUAUAGAAGAACUGUACCCCAGCAGGGCCCGAGCCCUGACAUUGACCCAGCACAGCCGGGUCCCUUCUCCAAGGCUGAGAAGCAGGCUUUAUAGCAAGGCCCUGAAAGGGGCCCACCACUGUGGGGAGACUGAGGUCACCAAGAGCUGCAGUGAGGCUGCUGGGUGCAAGGCGGCCAUCAGGCCCCAGGGGAAGACCCCCGUGGAGCCGGAGCUGGAGGACAGGGUGAGGACCCAGAAGAAGUGGAUGAGGGGGAAACGGGAGCCUGAAUCUGGCAGCAAGCUGCCGAGGGAAGCCACUCUGGAGGAGAGGCAUGCAAGCGGGGAGAAGCACCUGGCAGUGGAGAUUGAAAAGACCUCAGGUGAAAUCAUCCGAUGCGAGAAGUGCAGGAAGGAGAGGGAGCUCCGGCAGAGCCUGCGGAGGGAGCGGCUCUCCCUGGGGACCAGCGAGCUGGACCUGGGGAAGUGCCAAAGGUAUGACGUGGAGAAGCUGGUGAGGACGAGAAGCUGCAGGAGGUCUCCUGAGGCCAACCCUGCAGGUGGGGAGGAAGGGGGGAAAGGUGACAGCCACAGGAGCAGCCCCAGAAAUCCCACUCAAGAGGUGAGAAGACCCAGCAAAAAUGCAGACAAGAAAGACGACAGAGACCCAGAGGGUCAGGAAAGCCAGACUCGGGGAGCAGCCAAAGCCAAGAAGGACCUUGUGGAAGUGCCACCAGGCACAGAGGAGGGGCCAAGGGAAGGGAAGAAAGACACCAGGCACGUUUGCAGGAACAAGCAUGCUGGCUGGCUCCUAAGAGAGCACAAGGCUGACUCCGAGAAGCUCCCCAGGGCCCGAGGGGAAGAGCAAGAGGCAGAGAAGGAGAGAAAGCCGUGUGUGUCAGGAAGGAAGAUGGCUCCCAGAGAUGACCAACCUGCAAGGGUAGAGAAGGAGCCUAAGACGAGGCCAGAAGAGAAUAAACCAGAACGGCCAAGUGGCCGGAAGCCGCGGCCCAAGGGCAUCAUCACAGCCAGCGUGGAGAAGCACUAUGAGACUGGCCGGGUCAUUGGGGAUGGCAAUUUUGCCAUAGUGAAGGAGUGCAGGCACCGGGAGACCAGGCAGGCCUAUGCGAUGAAGAUCAUUGACAAGGCCAAACUCAAGGGUAAGGAGGACAUGGUUGACAGUGAGAUCUUAAUCAUCCAGAGCCUCUCCCACCCCAACAUAGUGAAAUUGCAUGAAGUAUACGAAACGGAAACGGAGAUCUACUUGAUUCUGGAGUACGUGCAGGGAGGGGACCUUUUUGAUGCUAUCAUAGAAAGUGUGAGGUUCCCGGAGCAUGAUGCUGCCCUUAUGAUCAUGGACUUGUGCAAGGCCCUAGUCCACAUGCACGACAAGAGCAUCGUCCACCGGGACCUCAAGCCAGAGAAUCUUUUGGUUCAGCGAAAUGAGGACAAAUCUACCACCUUGAAACUGGCUGAUUUUGGCCUUGCCAAGCAUGUGGUGAGACCUAUAUUUACUGUGUGUGGGACUCCGACUUAUGUAGCCCCUGAAAUUCUUUCUGAGAAAGGUUAUGGACUGGAGGUGGACAUGUGGGCUGCGGGUGUGAUCCUCUAUAUCCUACUGUGUGGCUUCCCUCCCUUCCGCAGCCCAGAGAGGGACCAGGAUGAGCUCUUUAACAUCAUCCAGCUGGGCCACUUCGAGUUCCUUGCCCCUUACUGGGACAAUAUUUCCAAUGCUGCCAAAGAUCUGGUGAGCCGGUUGCUGGUGGUAGACCCCAAAAAGCGCUAUACAGCCCACCAGGUUCUUCAGCAUCCCUGGAUUGAAAUGGCUGGCAAGACCGGCAUGGUGAACUUACAAAAGGAGGUGUCCCCCAGCAGCGAGGGCCACUCCCGGAGCCAGCACAGGAGGGUUGCAGAGCCUGCAUCAUAGUCACUGCCUCGGGCAUCUGUUCAGCCCCCAGUUCUGCUCAAGGACAGAGAAAAGGAUAAAAGUCGGAGAGAAAAACACUGAAAGGGACUUCUUCACAUCAUUGGAGAACCAGAGGAGAGACAUUUAGUAUAUUUUAAAGCAUAUUAAAAAAAACUGCAUCAUAAUGUUAAAUGUUGU
Molecule: messenger RNA, 2136 nt
Organism: Cynocephalus volans (Philippine flying lemur)
Lineage: Eukaryota; Metazoa; Chordata; Mammalia; Dermoptera; Cynocephalidae
Gene: DCLK3
Product: doublecortin like kinase 3
Exons: 4
Coding region: 16-1959 (647 amino acids)
Biological process (GO): peptidyl-serine phosphorylation
Cellular component (GO): nucleus; cytoplasm
Molecular function (GO): protein kinase activity; ATP binding
Source: RefSeq, a predicted model, not a curated record